Molecule: messenger RNA, 958 nt
Organism: Colletotrichum phormii
Lineage: Eukaryota; Fungi; Ascomycota; Sordariomycetes; Glomerellales; Glomerellaceae
Exons: 2
Coding region: 118-717 (199 amino acids)
Source: RefSeq, a predicted model, not a curated record
AGUCGGGGGGUACCGAUCCACUAAUCAUCAUCAACACUGCCAUCUUCAACUCAAAAAGUAAUCAAGACACGCACACCUAUUGAUCACCAACUGCUCAACCCACACCUCAACACCACAAUGUCCCAAAACCCCCAACCCCUAAUCCACAUCAAUGGCUACCCCGGCACCGGCAAACUCACAAUCGCCCGCGCCCUAGAACAAAAACUCGCGCCGGGAGCCCGCCUCAUCCACAACCACCUCCUUAUCAACCCAGCCGACGCCGUCCUACACCGUACCGAACCGGGCUACCAAGACCUCCGCAAAGCCAUACGCGGCACCGUCUUCGCCGCCCUGGCGGAGCAUCCGUCGACGCGCGAUUCGGUCUACAUCUUUACCGACUUCCAGUCGAGCGAUGCCGUGGGGUCCGCGACGUGUGCCGAGUACCUCGAGGCGGCGCGGGCGCGGGGGUGUCUGCUUGUUUCGGUUGUGCUGACGUGUGAUGAGGGUGUCAACUUGGAGAGGUUGGUGAGUGCUGAGAGGAGGGCGCAUUGCAAGAUUGUUGAUCCUGAGCUGUUGAGGUCCUUUCGGGCGGAGAGUACAAUUCAUCGAUUUGAGGCGAGCGAUUCGGUUGUUGCUUUGGAUGUUGAUGUCUCGAGGAAGACGCCGGAACAGGCGGCUGAAGAGAUUCUUGAUCAUGUCCUCCGUAUGCAGAAACAGACACCGACACAUGACACCUAGUCUCGAAGUAGUCAAAAUAGAAAAACUCAAGUUGGGUUCAACAUAAGCAUCUAGUCCUCAUGUCCUUAUAACUUUCCACUUUCCUUUUUUUCCCGAUCGAAAACAUCCAAUGCUACCUUUUUCUUUUUGGCCGUCUUCUAUCAUCUAUCAAUGCCUCGUUAUGAACCGUCCCAUCUAUGCAAUCACCCCGUUCGCCGCCGCUUCCUUCUUCUCCUCGUCCGUCUUCUAUCAUCUAUCAAUG